CCUGAGGAUACAAUAACCAGAAGGUGGAGGAUUAUUAGUAGGUACCAAGCCCCCCCCCCUUUGUCUUCACUCUUCUCUUACUUCAUUCUUCUUAUUCUUCAUCCUUUGAUUCGUUAUUCUACUUCGAACCUGGAAUCGAAAGCAAUCACAAUCACAAGCACAAUCUCUUCUCUUUAGCACAUCUAGAACGUUUCUGUGCUCGGUACCUAAGGUGCCUUUACACUCCUUUCAUUCUCGUACUCCUUUUUCAAACCCUCCUCCUCUUCACCUUGCACUUCAUCUACCUAAGGUACUCAAUAGCCUUCAUUUUUACGGCCUUCAACCCUUCGGUUCCUCUCUUCGUUCAAGGCAUUUGACAAUUCUUCCCCUGAACGCUCAACCUUAUCACCACCUUCAUCAUGGCAAAAGCUCUUCGCUUCACUCUUUUGUGGGCAGGGGCCCUUACCCUUCUUCACUUCACCCUGUUUGUGUGUGGCUCAGCCUUGCCCUCGUCUGCUGAUGCCCCCCUCAAGGCAGCCUUGGUGACUCUCGUCCAGGAAGAUGAUCUCACUGCUACGCUCUUCAGUAUCCAACAGAUCGAAGACAAGUUCAACAACCGCCACUUGUACGACUGGGUCUUCUUCAGCGUCCAGGGCCUUCCAGAUAGGUUCAAGGAGCUCACUUCCAACGCUACCAAUGCGACUUGUAUCUUUGAGGUUAUUCCCGAGGAGAACUGGAACAUGCCCGGUUGGACUGAUCACUCCCAACUUUCGGACUCUCACGAAAUCAACUCUGACUGCAACCCAAAGUCCUUUAAACCCAUCGCCGACAUCCGCCAGAUGAAGCGAUGGAGCUCGGCUCCUUUUGCUAACGAGCGACGUCUCCGCAACUAUGAAUGGUUCUGGAGAGUAGAGCCAGGUGCUUCUCUUAGCCAAGACAUUCCUUUCGAUGUCUUCCGUUACAUGCGAGACAACGGUAUUGCUUAUGGCUUCAACCGAGCUGUCCUUGGCCAAGCCAAUUUGUAUCAUCUUUCUCGCGUCAAGUCUUUCAUUGACAAGCACCCAGAGCUCCUCCACAAAGAGGCUGAUAUCACAUGGCUUAUUGAAAACGGCACAGGUCUCGCUAUUCAGUCAGGCUCAUCCGAUGACAGCUCUGAAGGAUUGGUGGACGAGGGCAGUGACAAGCUGGGGUCGCGGGAUGAGACGGCUCACGACAGCAAUACCAAGAAUGAAGGGAAGGGAGCAUCUUGGAUUGGUGGGUCCUUUGCGACUUGGCUAAGUGAAGUUUACGGCAACAGUCUUUAUCCAACGUUUGAUAUUGGAUCCCUGGCCUUCUUCCGCAGCCCUCAUCACGUUGCCUUUUUCGACCACCUCGACAGUGCGGGCGACUUCCAGUAUCGCCGAGUCGACGAUGUCCCAGUGCACAGCUUGAGCGCCAGUAUGUUCCUGCCUCGGGAGAGUGUCUGGAACUUUCGCGCCCAGAAUAUACAACUUCGCACGCAACUUGGUCUUCAGCCAACCGGAGUUGGGGCUAUUCCAAACGGUGAUCAACGCAUCGUGGACUAUGAUAACACUGACUCAGGCAACAGUGUCAAGCACAAGAAUGAUCCUGAAGAGGAAAAGAAGUCGGUUCACGAAAAUUGGGAGUCAAUGACGCCGGACGUGAGCGAACAGUCCGGGAAUCCGCACUUGAUAUCAGGCAAUACGUGGAUGGGGAAGGACGUGGCGGAUGAAGCCAAUGGAUGCUCUUUUUUUUGGUUCUGGGAGAAAGUACUAGCCGAAUUUUCAGGAUUUGCAGGAUAUGGGUGGGAAACAGAUUUUAGUUGUUUGCAAGAUGAUUGA
Molecule: messenger RNA, 1820 nt
Organism: Fusarium redolens
Lineage: Eukaryota; Fungi; Ascomycota; Sordariomycetes; Hypocreales; Nectriaceae
Product: nucleotide-diphospho-sugar transferase
Exons: 3
Coding region: 399-1820 (473 amino acids)
Biological process (GO): cell wall mannoprotein biosynthetic process; protein O-linked glycosylation; protein N-linked glycosylation
Cellular component (GO): membrane; Golgi apparatus
Molecular function (GO): alpha-1,2-mannosyltransferase activity
Source: RefSeq, a predicted model, not a curated record